This is a messenger RNA of Falco peregrinus (peregrine falcon), 702 nucleotides long. It is a transcript of the gene GTSF1, whose product is annotated as gametocyte specific factor 1. The record is from RefSeq and is a predicted model, not a curated record. Bases 66 to 542 code for a protein of 158 amino acids. The transcript is spliced from 5 exons. Lineage: Eukaryota; Metazoa; Chordata; Aves; Falconiformes; Falconidae.
GCGCGCGAGGCCCGUUGGGAGCGCGUGGUGCUGAGCGGCCGCGCUGGGCUGGGGUCGGGCCCGCCAUGGAGCCCCAGGCACUCGUUCAGUGUCCCUACGACAGGAGCCACCAAGUCCGGGUUUCCCGCCUGCCCUACCACCUCGUCAAGUGCCAGCGGAACAACCCGCAGGUGGCCCGCAAGCUGGCCACCUGCCCCUUCAACGCCAGCCACAGGGUGCCCCAUGGCAAGCUGCAGAGACACAUCGCCUCCUGCCCCGACCAACGCCAGCCCGACCUCCCUCACGGGAUGGAAACACACCUCAGCUACAGGAUGAAGCAACCAGAGGUCCUCGCAGCCUGGCAGGACCCCCUGUCCCAGGAGGACUGGGAGGCUGAGCUGGAGGACCUGGAGGACCCCUCACCAUUCAUCCUCAAUGUCAGGACGAAUGACCUGUGCCUCCCGUGUGACAGCUCGGCCCCGGCAGCACCCACAAGCCAGAACCGAGACAGAGGAGCUGCAGGAGUCCCUGCGGCAGGUGCAAAGUGGCAGGCACAGGAGUGACCACCAACGGUAGCAGCAGGACCAGGGUAGUGCCCAUCUGUCCCCCAGAACCAGGGGGACCACGGUGCCAGGGGGGCAGUGCCCCCUCAGCUGAGGUUGCGAGGGUGAUUCUACCCACAGGUUUUAAAUGCGUGUUGCAAAUAAGCUGCUUGCAAGUGUG